AUUCAGUCUCUCCAUGUUCAGGCUUUCUACCUUCAAGAUCAAGAAGUCAACAAAUUGAACCUCAUACUCUGCUCACUGUCGUAAAAAGUCUGACCAAAGCCCAUCAUCUAGUUAUUCAUACAUACAUACGUCUCGGCAUGGCCUCGAUACUGCGGGUUCCCUCGCUACGCGCCAAUUUAAUGCAUGGCUUCCUCCGCAAAGGUGCACGCGCAAUGAUCUAUCCUCGCCAAAUAUCAUCUUGCCUAGUGCGUCAAGCUCCAAUCAACAAGAACUCUGCCUCGAAAGACCCUCGAGAUCACGGGGAGAGACCCGGGUAUUGGAAGUACGAUCUCAGCUUCAAGGGUCAGAUGGGAAAGGCUGUCUUCUUCGUGACCUUGAUGUUGGUGGGCUCUGUGGAGAGCUGGUCCUGGUAUCGAGAUGUUCGAAGUUGGUGGAAAGGGGUUCCAGAUGAUGGCGCCGAAUAGACCAUUUUGUCCUGUUGAUCUCUACUGCGAUUAUGUGGUAGAUGGUGAAUGUACACAUUUUGUGCACAUUUCUUUGUGUGGCGGAAAUAUCCGUCGCUACAAGCACGACAUAUUCUGGGUGACAUCUUCUGCAGCGAUAUAUGGCAUGUGACAAGGAGCAAUAGGAGCCUCGAUCAAUCGUGCGUGGCUCAUACCGGUCGAGCAGAUCAUGCUCUUGAUGUUCUUGAAGGCCAUGUGAGGCAUCACGUUUUGUCAUCGUGAGAAGGGAAACCGAUCAAUGUGAGAGGAAAAUGUGCACAGAUAUGUUCAAACGAACUGUUGAAGAGCAGGAGUUGCGUCCAACUACAAGGGAUUCUAGACAGACGUUGCAAGACCGGGCUACUUUCUGCAGGGAACCAAUUCUAUCCUCUGCGAGAGAUCGCACCCCCGUCUCGGACUCGAGAUUAUUGCGGCGUCUCUAGCACUAUUUAUUCAAUCACCGCUUAACAAAGG
Aspergillus homomorphus CBS 101889 is the source of this 956-nucleotide messenger RNA. RefSeq lists its product as uncharacterized. The transcript has a single exon. Bases 138 to 464 code for a protein of 108 amino acids. The record is from RefSeq and is a predicted model, not a curated record. Lineage: Eukaryota; Fungi; Ascomycota; Eurotiomycetes; Eurotiales; Aspergillaceae.